AUGCAGCAGUCUGCGUCUAUGACCACACCUCCCACAUGGUUACCCCCGCCAGGGGUAGCACCCCUAAGACCUAUCGAACCUACUUCACCUUGGUGUCCCCCGUCUGCGGUACCACCUGUUUCGACACCAUGGCGGCCUCCACCGGCUAGCGGGGGAGCACCCCCUGUUACCCAACCCAACUGGGGACCACCCCCUGGCACACCGGGGGCUAUUACUCAUGUGAGUAACCCAUACCACUCACCGGCUUCCCAGCCCUGGGACGCAACUAGGUCACCACAUUCAGGGAGGGACCCUGGUACCCCAGGCCACUGGGGCACCACUACAUCUAACACUGGGACCCCUAGGGGUUCUAGAGAUACCAGAUUACCUAAGGCAUUGAACUAUGAUGGCCAGUCUGAUUGGCAAUCAUUCAGAAACCGGCUCGAACGCUAUGCACAGGUGAAUGGCUGGGAUGAGCAGCUAUGCAAGGACCAGCUGUGUUGGAACUUAGUAGGUAAGGCAGGGGAAUACUUAGCUAUAAUCAGUACUAGGCAGCCCAAUAUUAGUUACAUGGAAUUAAUUGAUCGGUUACAACGCCGUUUUGGGGAUAACAAUCUCCCUGAGACUUAUUUGAUAGAACUCUAG
Molecule: messenger RNA, 624 nt
Organism: Mercenaria mercenaria
Lineage: Eukaryota; Metazoa; Mollusca; Bivalvia; Venerida; Veneridae
Product: MAPK-interacting and spindle-stabilizing protein-like
Exons: 2
Coding region: 1-624 (207 amino acids)
Source: RefSeq, a predicted model, not a curated record